UAUACAAAAGACAGAACUUUAAGCAACUGGACACAGACACACAUGUGGGUCGCGCAUCUCUAUGCUAAAUCAGAUCCUCCAGUUAUCUAUCUCUCCUUCAAUCAUUUUUCAGCCACAAUCACUUUGUAGUUUGUGCCAUAUAUAUAUUCCUCUAUAUCCCCUUUGUAACAAGAACCUUGGGACGUCCAACGCUAUGUGGAGCAACCUUCCUUUUGAUAUCUUAGCCAACAUUUUCUAUUAUCUUUCCCCUGAUUCCUUAGCCAGGGCCAAAUCAGCUUGCAAAAAUUGGCAUACAUGUGCCAAGAAUUCAGCUUCACCUCGGCGGCACCACCCGCCAUGGUUCGUAGCCUUGCCAACGCGCAUCACGGGGCAUUUUUGCUAUGGUCACAACCCAAUUGAUGAUUCUUGGCAUCUAUUGCCUCUUGACUUCAUUCCUAAUCCAAUUCGCCCCAUUGCUGCAAUUGGUGGCCUGAUACUACUGAGACAAGCUACAACUACUGCCCUUCAAUUAGCUAUAUGCAACCCCUUUACUAGGCAAUUCAGGCAAUUUCCUAAGCUAAAUGUCACAAGGACUAAUCCAGCUGUUGGAGUAAUAGAACUGAAUUCCGUCAACUUCAAGGUCUAUGUGGCUGGUGGAAUGUCAGAGGCUAGCACCAUUAAUGGAGGAGGUGCCUCUUACGAGCCCACUUUGGAAGUGUACGAUUCUGUUUAUAACAAGUGGAAAACAAUUGGAUCAAUGCCUAUGGAGUUUGCUGUAAGGCUAACAGUUUGGACACCAAACGAGAGCGUUUACUGUAACGGUGUCUUGUAUUGGAUCACGUCUGCCCGGGCUUAUACCAUAAUGGUAUACGAAAUUGAGAAGAAUAAAUGGAGAGAAUUGAGUGUGCCAAUGGCUGACAGGCUUGAAUUUGCAGCAUUGGUGCAAAGAAAUGGGAAGUUGAGUCUUGUUGGCGGAACGUGUGAUGCUGGAGCAUGUAUAUGGGAACUUAGUGAAGAUAAUAAUUGGAUAAUGAUUGAGAAAGUGGCACAAGAACUUGGGGCAAGAUUGUUAGAAGGUAAAGGGAGAUGGGGUAGUAUUAAUACCAAAUGUGUGUGUACUGGUGAUGCUAUGUGUUUGUAUAGAGAUCUUGAAUCAGGAAUGGUAGUAUGGAGGGAAUGUGUAAAAAAUGGUAAGUGGGAAUGGCAUUGGAUUGAAGGGUGUGGUUCAAUAAAAGGGAUGAAAUUGCAGAAUUUCCCAAUUAAAGGACUGCUGCUACAUCCCUAUCUUGCAUUUUCUAGUGUCCUGAACCAAUGAGCUGUAAAUUCAUCUCUUUUCCAGUGUCCCCAUCACUUCAACUCACUUUCUAAAUUUCAAAGGAAAUUCUGAUUUGCUUGUAAAGUUGGAUUGAGCAUAAAGGUUUAAGAAAAAAUGUUAAUAAUAAUAGGGAAAGUAUAUUUCUUGAUCACUCUUAUCUCGAGACUUUUCAACUGGUGCGCUUACAACAUCAAUCUGCUGGAGAUAUUGCUAAUCUUUACAUUUCUUGGCAUUUGAUGCUUAAGACAUUUUAUAUUUUGCUGGAGAAAUUGCUAUGUUUCUAGAGAAGCAUAUUACAAAGACACAUUGGUCAUUUUGCUUGUAGUUAUUAUCCUUUAUCUUUUACUUAUUGAAUUAUUUAUGUCUUUA
This is a messenger RNA of Nicotiana attenuata, 1663 nucleotides long. RefSeq names its product F-box protein At5g49610-like. NCBI's taxonomy places the organism in Eukaryota, Viridiplantae, Streptophyta, Magnoliopsida, Solanales, Solanaceae. The transcript has a single exon. Bases 62 to 1294 code for a protein of 410 amino acids. The record is from RefSeq and is a predicted model, not a curated record. Gene Ontology annotation, molecular function: protein binding.